AUGGCAAACCGACCAAAGGGAUAUGGAAUGACUGCUGAAUUGGCGAAUAAGACGGCUGCUAAGUUUGAUACAGAAUUGGCGAACGAGGCGUUUGAAUGGAUUGCUGCUGUACUCCAAACGGGAUCGCCCGAAUUUGCGAGCUCAUUUGGAACUGUAGUUACUCAAAAGGAUUUCCAAGAGCCUCUCAGAGAUGGCGUCGUCCUCUGUCAUUUGAUCAACGUUAUCAGUCCGGGGUCAGUGAAAAAAAUCAACUCAAGUAAGAUGGCUUUUAAACAGAUGGAAAAUAUCGGGAAUUUUUUGACAGGAUGCGAAAAUCUAGGAAUUAACAAGGUGGAUCUAUUUCAAACUGUAGACUUAUACGAGUCAGGCAACAUACCACAGGUCGUUAAUGGCAUUUUCGCUCUUGGAAGAAAGGCACAAAAAACCGGUUACAACGGGCCGAGGCUUGGUCCAGAAGAAGCAACACAGAACAAACGAGAGUUCACCGAGGAGCAGCUGCGAGCUGGUGAAGGGGUGAUAGGACUGCAGGCUGGCUCUAACAAAGGGGCCUCUCAGGCCGGUCAAAAUUUUGGAAAGACCAGACAGAUUGUAGAUUAGAAGAGGAAGUUGGGUCUAGUAGAUUGUAUGACCAUGUUGAUGUAUUUUAAUUCGGAUAACAUUAUACAAUUAUCAAAUUAUUCGGAUAAAAUUAUACAAACGCAUUGCACCCGCUGGUCACGACAGGGGGGAGACGACCCUCUUGCAUACAGGCUUUGGUUAAAAAAAAAUAUUUAAAAAAUCAGAAUUUAGAUAGGGAAAGACCCUAUCGGAAUACCAAAGUCACAUUUGCUCUAAGGCGGCCUUACGGCGAGUCGAAAACAACCAUUUUAGCAUUUUUUUGCAAUAGCUACAUCUAGAUGGUUUGCAUAAAUAUGAAUAAAAGGGCUGUUUUCGACUUGCCGUUGAGCAAAUGUGACUGAGGUAUAAUUAUCAUUGUCACUCAAACAGUCCUAUUCGUAUUCUACCGGUUAAUGCGUUUAUGUUAGAUCUCUUAAAUGAUUAAGAGCUAAAUUUGUCUCUUCACAGUGCCUAUGUAAGAAUGCGUGUGAGUCGGGACCGUCUAUCCCAUUAGCUAUUUGACAUUACAAAUUAUAUACUAGUGGGAUUAUGCUAGUUUUAAUAAUAAUGUUCAAUUCCUGUGGAGCACAUAACACUAUACUAGCCACUUGGAUGUUAUUACUACAGGGAAUGUGUUGAAAUUGUUGAUAGAAAUGUUCAAAUAAUAUAAAGAAAUGGUGGGAAAUCAUCCAAGGUUAUUUCUAGUAUUCAAAAUGGAUGGACAGUCCUCUGACUCCUCUCUUUUAGGAAGAGAAAGUUGUUUAGCUCUGGAGGUGUAUAUUUAUUUUACCGGUUCUCAUCUGAAUAACAAAGGGUCUCUUAUCUGAUUAUGCAUAUAGCAUUCCAUCCUAGGUAUAGUUACACUUUGAAUACGCUGUUUAACAGUUAUCUAGUCUUAUUAGUUUAAAACUUUUGACAAUUUUGUAUGAAUUUAAUUGAUUUUCUUGUCAUCUUUGUUUGGAUUAAACUUAAGGCAAAUAUUAAUAUUAUAGCAAAUAUGCUGUAAACGCCUUUGAAGCGAAGAGUUAGCAAAAUGGCUUUAUGCAAAGAGCAGUACUGCAUAUAAUCAUGAUUUAUCUCAUUAUUUAUCAUUUGUAUUUUGUAUAUGUUAUAGUAGGUGGAGGCCAUUUGUGUUUUGUAGAUUUCUGAUGAUUUUAAUCAAUAUUUGAAUAAAAAGAAAUGGUGUAUUAUUGAUCAAAGUUGACGAUGGCAGAUUACACUGCAAAAACACCGGUGUUGAUUUAACACCAGUCUGGUAUCUGUUGAAACAACACCAGUUAAGAAUCAAACCGAUAUUGGUUUAACACUGAGUGUUGUUUAAAUGCCUAUCUUGUGUUAGCCUAAAGCCGAAGUGGUGAUGUUUCAACACCUCUUUCAACACUUCUCUGGUGUUUUCCGAUAAACUUUUUUUCCAGAGCUAGGUGUUGAAUCCCGCUAAUAUGAGGGACAACAUCUAGGCACUUUUCAUAGGUGUUACAUUAUUAUAUCGUGUUUAAUGUAGGCAUUUUGUAUUUAUGUAUGCAGGGCCUUUAAGAAAAACAGUGUUCAAAACAUUGAUAAGGCUUCACUGUGUAAAGAAGACAAAAAGAUAAAUAAUAUUUUCAAAAAGGUUAGGACGUUCGGGUAUUAAUUCUUUCUCUAAGAACUAUACUGCUACACUACCCAAAAUAUAAAUGCAUACAUUAAAAAAAAAUGUAUAAUUCUUCGAAAAAAUAAUCUUGCGUAUCGCCAAGUGGAAAAUCCAUAUUUAAAAAAAAAACACCAAAGACAUGCGUAGCAUUUUAGUAUUGAAAAAUCAGUCUUCCGAACUGCCACGAUCUUAGCCCAAAUUACGUACCAAUACAAAUACCUGUGCAUUUGGGGUUCAAGAUGGGAUUUUCCAAGACCACAGAGUUCAUCACGUGAUCUGAAACAAUGAAAUGUAUCACACGGUCGUGUAUUAAAGCGAAACUUUAAAAUGUCAUAAUAUUUAACAUUCGAUUUUGAUGAAAUUUCCAGCGUUAUGCUUGUUUUACUUUUCUCUAUUGAUUAAAAUCAGCAUUUUCUGGGGUGGGCUUGACCUUUUCACCCUUUUUAUUUGGUGGAAGUGGAUCAUUCUAUUUAAACAAUGUUUAGAGUAUACAGAAUCUAUAUUCAUCUCUAAUGAUAUAGGCACUUCUGAAAAGGAGUAGGCCCUUUCUACGAAUUUGGGAAGAUAAUGGGUUUUGUUUAAGAAUGUGCUGCAAUAAUGCCAUCAAUGGCAAUCGACAAUCGAAUACCUUGGAGGUAAUUUACUAGUUUUUUUUUAACAGACUAGCGUACUCCAUUCAUUAUCAUACAGUAUGUAUAGUAACUGUUACGUACACAGUUGUAGUUAGAUUUGGUUGCCUUUUUUUAUGCAUGAAUUUUCCAAUGCCUUGUUUGGAACUUCUUUUUAACUCAGUUAAUUAGUCAUUACUGGAUCAUAAUCUUGGGUUCAAAAUUAGAAUUCAUGUAUGGGUUCCAAGAUAUUCGGGCUGAAAGCAGUUAUACGUCUAUUAUGAUAAUUGUUUUGUAAGGCAGUAGUGUAUUUCAUAAUAAAGUAUGUAUUAUAUCAA
Messenger RNA from Lytechinus pictus (painted urchin), 3173 nucleotides. RefSeq names its product muscle-specific protein 20-like. Gene Ontology annotation, biological process: actomyosin structure organization; actin filament organization. Gene Ontology annotation, cellular component: actin cytoskeleton. Gene Ontology annotation, molecular function: actin filament binding. The record is from RefSeq and is a predicted model, not a curated record. Bases 1 to 597 code for a protein of 198 amino acids. Lineage: Eukaryota; Metazoa; Echinodermata; Echinoidea; Temnopleuroida; Toxopneustidae. The transcript is spliced from 5 exons.